CUUCUAAUUCUUUUGACGUUAGAUGGAUAGUUGCAAAAAUAACUAAAUGAAAUGAACAGCUAAAAAAGUUACAAUAAAUAUCUUUUUUACACUGUCCAAAUCUCCCACGGAAAUUUCACUUGCCAGUCGAUGCCGAAAACUGUUACGCAGUUAAAUCAAGCAUACGUCAUCAUCUAAGGCCGCUUUCACUUCCUUGUUUGUAAGUAGUUAAAAAAAAGAGGCCAAGAAGUGACCCGCUUAAUGUAUCUUCUUCACUUUUCUGCUUUUAAUGAGGCCAUCGAGUGAUUUGGACAGAAAAUGGCGGUAUUUAACCGCUACGUUUUUCCUCGUUUGCCUGCUGUCUAUCGGCGUCACCGAAGCGAAAUACGAACCCAACUGGGAGUCCAUCGACACCAGGCCACUGCCGGAGUGGUAUGACCAGGCCAAGUUCGGCAUCUUCAUCCACUGGGGGGUCUUCUCCGUCCCCAGCUUCGGCAGCGAGUGGUUCUGGUGGUACUGGAAGGGGCAAAAAGUGCAGCCGUACGUGGCCUUCAUGCAGAGGAAUUACCCGCCGGACUUUAAGUAUCAAGACUUUGCGCCCCGCUUCACCGCAGAGUUCUUUGACGCCGAAGAAUGGACGGAGAUCUUUGCCGCAUCGGGAGCCAAGUACAUCGUGCUGACCACCAAACACCACGAAGGCUUCACGCUGUGGGGCUCCGAGACCUCUUGGAACUGGAACGCGGUGGACGUGGGCCCCAAGCGCGACCUGGUGGCGGAGGUGGCGAGCGCCCUGCGCGCCCACAGCGACCUGCGCCUGGGUUUGUACCACUCGCUCUUCGAGUGGUUUCAUCCGCUGUUCCUGCAGGACGCCGCCAACCGCUUCGCCACCAACCGCUUCGCCGUCGCCAAGAGUUUGCCCGAACUUUACGAGCUGGUGCUGACGUACAAGCCCGACGUGCUGUGGUCGGACGGGGACGGGGACGCGCCGGACAAGUACUGGAACAGCACCGGAUUCCUAGCCUGGCUCUACAAUGACAGUCCCGUGCGGGACACUGUGGUGACCAACGAUCGGUGGGGCUCGGGCUCCAUCUGCAAACACGGCGGCUACUACACCUGCGCCGACCGUUACCAGCCGGGUCACCUGCUGCCGCACAAGUGGGAAAACUGCAUGACCAUCGACACCAAGUCAUGGGGCUACAGGCGCAACGCCCCGCUCGCCGACUACCUCACCAUCGAGGAGCUCGUGGCGACGUUGGCGGAGACCGUGUCGUGCGGCGGCAACCUGCUGAUGAACGUGGGCCCCACGGCGGACGGGAGGAUCGCGCCCAUCUUCGAGGAGCGCCUGCGCCAGGUUGGGCGCUGGCUCCGGGUGAACGGCGAGGCGGUGUACAACAGCAGCGCCUGGCGGGCGCAGAAGGACGCCGUCGCGCCCGGCGUCUGGUACACGUCCAGGCCGCGGCAGAACGCCGUCUUUGCCGUUUUCCUUGCGUGGCCCGAUGACGGAUCUUUACUCCUCAGCGAACCGGAGCUUACACUAGGACACAGUAAGGUGGCGCUCUUGGGUCACGGGCCCGUGCAGUGGGAGCCUGCGACGCCCCACGGUGUCCGGGUCUUCUUGCCUCAAUUGUCCAGCAGCCAGAUGCCGUGCCAGUGGGCCUGGACCCUCAGGCUGACAGGUGCCAAGUGAACAAGAAGAAAAACCAGGACGUCGACGCCCGACUUGGGAUGCACUGAACUGCUUCAUGGAACUGAAGCCGUCACCACAAGGAGCUGAAAACUCACCUCGGGUGAAUGCCAGACAUUGGGGGUGGGGUACUUCUUACGCACAAAACACAAAGACACAAAUAGAUACAAAGACGUCCGGAAACGUUUGCCAUUGCAAUUCAUUAUUUCCCUCAAUGUUAAGCUUUUUCUGUAGUGUUAAUUACUGUUACUAGUUUGUGUGCACAAACUAGUUAGUAGUUUUCUUUCAAUGUAUGUCAUAUUAGGAUCCAUACAAUGUAUCCCCCCCCCCCCCCGUCUUUAAAUAAAAGCUGGAAAUCUGAUGUUUUU
Molecule: messenger RNA, 2031 nt
Organism: Phycodurus eques (leafy seadragon)
Lineage: Eukaryota; Metazoa; Chordata; Actinopteri; Syngnathiformes; Syngnathidae
Gene: fuca2
Product: alpha-L-fucosidase 2
Exons: 6
Coding region: 269-1666 (465 amino acids)
Biological process (GO): glycoside catabolic process; fucose metabolic process
Cellular component (GO): lysosome
Molecular function (GO): alpha-L-fucosidase activity
Source: RefSeq, a predicted model, not a curated record